GCCUCUGGCCGGCAGGGGAGGGCGGGGAGGGGCUGCGCCCAGCGACGACGCUUCCGGUUGGGCGGCGGGCGGGCCCGGGGGACCGAUAAAGCGGCCGCUAUUCGGCGGCGCGCCUCCUCCCGGAGCCCCCCCCUUUUCCCCCUUCCCCCUACCCUCUUCGUCCUCCCCCUCCCCCCCGUUCUCCUCCACGGCCUGAGCCCGUGAGUGCUGGCGGCCCGGCCUGCUGCCGUCACCGCCGUUGGCGACGGCUGCGCCCAGCCCUUGCCCCGGCCCGGCGCCCCGCUGUCGCUCCAGAGCUACAUCAACGGAACUGAAACUUGCUCUUCAAAAGGUGCAGUGCUGUGAAAACUGUUGCUGGCUGUAGAAAAAUGGAUGUGUUGCAGAUACUACGUAAAGCCACAGAGCGCCUAGAAUGUGAUCACUGUAGCUUCAGAGGAACGGACUAUGAAAAUACACAAAUUCAUAUGGGUACCAUACAUCCAGAGUAUUGUGAUGAAAUGGAUGCUGCUGGUUUGGGUAAACUUAUAUUUUAUCAAAAAAGUGCAAAGCUGUUUCAUUGUCAUAAAUGUUUCUUUACCAGCAAGAUGUAUUGCAAUGUAUAUUAUCACAUCACAGCACAGCAUGCAACACCCGAGAAGUGGAAUGAGGGGCGGAAAGGACAGGUAGAAGGAGAUUCAGAUCCCUCCAAAAAAAGUGUCACAUCAGAGCCACAGAAAUCUUCCCUUUCCCCUGAGACGCACAAACCCACCCUUUCUCCUGAGCUCCCCAAAUCUGAACCUGUUGUUUCUCCCAACUUUCAGAAAUCUUCAGUAUCUCCAGAGCCCCAGAAAUCAGUUCAGGUGACUUCCACAGAGCUAGAGAAGUCAGCCCAGGCCAUGUCCCCAGAUUCAGAAAAGUCAGCCCUUGCCACAUCUCCAGAUCCAGAGAAGGUAUCCUCAGCUGCAUCCUCAGACUCAGAGAAGCAGUCACCUGCUGUGUCUCCUGACCCACAGAAGCCGUCUCCUGCUGUGUCCCCCAGCCUACAGAAGCCAUCUCCUGCUGUGUCCCCAGACCCACAGAAGUCAGCCCCAGCUGUGUCCCCUGACUCGCAGAAGUCAGCCUUGACUGUGUCCCCAGACCCACAGAAGUCAGCCCCAGCCGUGUCCCCUGACUCACAGAAGUCAGCCCCCACUGUGUCCCCUGACUCACAGAAGUCAGCCCCAACUGUGUCCCCUGACCCACAGAAGUCAGCCCCAGCAGUGUCUCCAGAGCCCCGUCGGCAUUCCCCAGCAAUGUCUCCAGAACCCCGUCGGCAUUCCCCAGCAAUGUCUCCGGAGCCCCGUCGGCAUUCCCCUGCUGUAUCACCAGAGCCCCGUCGCCAUUCUCCCGCUGUGUCUCCAGAGCCUCGACGAUACUCCCCAGCUGUGUCACCAGAGCCAAAGAAACCCACUCCAGCAGUGUCUCCUGAGCCCCGACGGUAUGCCCCAGCUGGGUCUCCCGAGUCCCGGAGACUUCCUUCUCAAAUGCGUAAGCCUGCUUCUACUACUUCUCCUGAAGCCCGGAGGCCUGCUCCUGCAGUUUCACCAGAGUCAUGGAGACCUGAUCCGACUGUUUCCCCUGAACCCUGGAGAUCUACACCUCAUGAGGUGCAGAAGUCUUCCACUGUGUCUCCCUGGGCUGCAAAGCCUGCCAUGUCAGUGUCUAUAGAAUCACGGCGAUCUGCCCCCGAGGCCCGAAGGCCUGUUGUGUCACCAGAGCCUAGGAGGUUUGCUUCUGACUCAUGGAAGUCUACAUCCUUUUCUGAAUCUCAGAAGUCUACUCUUGUUUCCUCUGAGCCAUGGAAACCCAUCUCAUCUGUUUACCCCGAAGGCUGGAAACCCGUUCUGUCCCCUGACACUUGGAAGCAUUCUCCCCCUGUUUCUCCUGAGCUUCGAAAGUCUAGUCACACAGUUUCCUCUGACUCUUGGAAGCCUUCUUUCUUUCCUGAGGUCCGUAAGCCUGGUGCUUCGAUAUCUCCUGAAUCUUGGAAACUCUCUGAGUCCCGGAAACCUGUGUAUUUUUCUGAAACUCAGAAAUCCCCCUCAGCUGCUUUGUCUGAGGUUCAGAAACGGGCUCAUUUCCCCGAACCUCGGAAAAGAGCUCUGUUCCCAGAGUCUCGUAAAUCUAAUCCCUCUCUUCCUGCCGAUAUCCAGAAACGUGCUGUCUUUUCUGAGCCCCAGAGUCAGGUGUCUACUUCUGUUUCUACUGAAAGCCAGAAACAUGCCUUGUGUUCUGAAGCCCAGAAAUCAGCUCUUGUUUCUUCUGAAACUCAGAAGCACACUCUGUUUUCUGAAGUCCAGAAACUUGCUUCCAUUUCCCCUGAAGUUCAGGAGCAUACUUCCUUUCCAGAGCCUCACAAAUCUGCUUCUCCUGAAACUCAGAAACAUGGCUUCUUUACCGAGUCCCAGAAACCUACUCCUAUUUCUCCUGAGACCCCAAAACAAGCUGUUUUUACUGACUCCCAGAAAUCUGCUGUGUCACCUGAUGUCCACAAACAUACUAUCUUUUCUGAGAUGCAGAAGCCUGUUGCUGCUUUAUCCUCUGAUAUCCAGAGACACACUGAAACUACUGUACCUACUGAAAUCCAGAGGAGCAUCCUGUUUUCCGAACCUCACAGGUCUGCUCCAGGUUUUUCCUCUGAGCCCCAGACACCUAGUGAGUCUGGAGAGAGUGACUUUCUUUCUCACAGUUUAGAUGAUCAGAAACCACUGGAUGAUUUAUUUUCGCAGGAUGAACAAUCAAUAUUGGCCAAAGAAUCACCAGAAGACAUAUUCUACUCAUGCCCCAAAAAGAAACCCAAGAAGGAAAACCAGGAAAACUCAGAUUCUGAACUUAAUAGCAGUGAGUGUGGAAAACCAGAGAUGGACUCAAUGGAGAUAAAGGAACAAGAAUCCAACAGUGACCAAGAACAAUAUGAUAUGGAGUCAUCCGAUUACAUCAAAGAGAGCAAAAUAGAUGCAGCUACUCCCACGCAGCCACCGUGUGUGCUGCAGUUUACUGAGGAGAAAGAGGCUUUCAUCUCCGAGGAAGAAAUAGCGAAGUACAUGAAGCGUGGCAAGGGAAAGUAUUACUGCAAGAUCUGCUGCUGCCGUGCGAUGAAGAAAGGUGCUGUCUUGCACCAUUUAGUUAACAAGCAUAAUGUUCAAAGCCCUUACAAAUGUAAAAUUUGUGGCAAAGCUUUUCUCCUGGAAUCUCUUCUUAAAAACCACGUUGCUGCACAUGGUCAAAGUUUGUUGAAGUGUCCACGUUGUAAUUUUGAAUCGAAUUUCCCCCGAGGCUUUAAGAAACAUUUAACCCAUUGCCAAAGCCGUCAUAGUGAUGAUGCACCUAAAAAACACUUGGACAGCAUUGAACCACUUGAAGAACAAAUUUAAUCUGUUGUUUUUAUUUUUCCCUUUGUGCUAGGAAAGUUGAAUUUACAGAUGUGUUCAAAAGUGUUGCUGUAUGUUAACCGAGUAGUUUAGCUGAUCUGACAAGUCAGAAGAUGCAUGGUUUAUUGUACUGUUUAACUUGUCUUAUAGCUGUAUUGCUGAAGUGACUCACUUUCAGAAGUCAUUUUCAAUACAUGUUCAUGUCUUUGUAUUCCCCAUCAGUAGAGUCAUUUUAUUUUUCAGCUGUACUGUGUUUUUGAAACCAAAAUGGAUACAGAUUAGUUUUUUAAAGAUUUGUAAAGCAUACAGGCAAUUAAGGACUGGAGUGGCAGGCAAUUCAUAUAUUCCUGUGAAGACUGAACUUGUUUUUUCACAUUUGUUAAAUGUUGUCUUUUUCAAAAUGUUUUUAUGAAAUUCUCAAAGUUCUCACCAAAUUCGAUGUGAAGGAGCCAAGCAUGAGAAACUACCAAUCCUCCUGGAAAAAUUCUGCCCUGAGGUUGUCAUUGAGUGUAUAGUCAUUUGCUUGAAAUUUAUUGCACUCAAUUCUCUGACUUGUCUCAAACUUAGAAGCAUCAAGGUACUUAUUUUGUGACUCUGUAUUUUGGCCAUGUUUUAAGCAUGUACUAAUAUACCUUCAACUGAUGAAUUAACAUCAGACUAUGUAUAGCUCAACACUUUCUCUUGAUGAUUCGGAUGUUUGUAAUGUCAAAACCCCCCUAAAUUUCUUGUAUUUGGUGAAAUGUUAUACUUUAAGCUUUUAACAAUAAAAAGAAACCCAACCUGG
Pogoniulus pusillus (Red-fronted tinkerbird) is the source of this 4173-nucleotide messenger RNA. RefSeq names its product septin-10-like. NCBI's taxonomy places the organism in Eukaryota, Metazoa, Chordata, Aves, Piciformes, Lybiidae. The transcript is spliced from 2 exons. The coding region runs from base 369 to 3392 and encodes 1007 amino acids. Gene Ontology annotation, cellular component: cell division site; septin complex; septin ring. Gene Ontology annotation, molecular function: GTP binding; molecular adaptor activity; GTPase activity. Gene Ontology annotation, biological process: attachment of mitotic spindle microtubules to kinetochore; cytoskeleton-dependent cytokinesis; intracellular protein localization. The record is from RefSeq and is a predicted model, not a curated record.